This is a messenger RNA of Coregonus clupeaformis (lake whitefish), 2219 nucleotides long. Its product is annotated as SAGA-associated factor 29. Bases 505 to 1377 code for a protein of 290 amino acids. NCBI's taxonomy places the organism in Eukaryota, Metazoa, Chordata, Actinopteri, Salmoniformes, Salmonidae. The record is from RefSeq and is a predicted model, not a curated record. The transcript has 10 exons. Gene Ontology annotation, cellular component: SAGA complex.
GCCUGAGUCAGUGAAAGUUGCAUCAGUUUUUGGUAAAUAUUUGACGCCAACUAACUUCCAAUAAAAUGUAACUGUAGUUUAAGGUCACUCAUGUUUGUUCGUUUAAAUCAGGUGCCCUUUAUUUAUUUAAUUUGCUCUUAAUCUCGUGGUACAUGUUUUCCUUCUUUCUCUAUUAGUAGCCUGUUUGUAUUUGUGUAAUCUAUUCCAUUGCAAAAUUAUGCUUUAUGCUUUCUUUCUAUUGGUCAUCUUUCAAUAGUCAUUUAUUUUACAUGGGCAAUUCAUUUCUUAAUUCUAAAUGCACCUAGUUUCUUUCACCUACAUGGUUUCUCUGCCCUAUCAACCCCUCCCUCCUAGGAGACAAAGAUUAGAUUGGUUCAAAGCUCACACUUCUCAUGUUUUCUAACAGCCACAUGGUCCCUGACCCAUUUUGAUGCCCCCCUUUUCUUUGUAUGACCUCCAUUUGUCUGUCAGGGCCCCAUCCAAAGGGUCCUUGAAGGCAACAUCAUGUCGGCGGACACUAAAAUCGCAGAGCUUUUAACAGAGCUCCAUCAACUCAUUAAGCAGACGCAGGAGGAGCGGUCGCGCAGUGAACACAACCUGCUCAACAUCCAGAAAACACAUGAGAGGAUGCAGACUGAGAACAAGACCUCCCCUUAUUACCGGACUAAGCUGAGGGGACUCUACACCACAGCCAAAGCAGACGCUGAGGCAGAGUGCAGUAUUCUUCGUCAUGCCCUCGACAAAAUUGCAGAGAUCAAAUCCUUAUUGGAGGAGAGGCGAAUAGCGGCUAAGAUGGCAGGGGUCUACAGCGACAAUGACCCCCCCAGGAAGACCAUGCGGAGGGGGGUGCUGAUGACGCUGCUCCAACAGUCAGCCAUGACACUCCCGCUGUGGAUCGGCAAGCCAGGAGACAGUCCUCCUCCCCUGUGUGGGGCGAUGCCAGCCAGCAGUGACUACGUGGCCAAGCAGGGGGACAAGGUGGCAGCGCGGGUCAAGGCCGUGGACGGGGACGAACAGUGGAUCCUGGCCGAGGUGGUCAGCUACAGCCACUCCACCAACAAGUACGAAGUGGAUGACAUUGAUGAGGAAGGAAAAGAGAGACACACCCUGAGCAGGAGGCGUAUCAUCCCCCUGCCCCAGUGGAAGGCCAACCCAGAGACGGACCCGGAGGCCCUGUUCAGUAAAGACCAGCUGGUGCUGGCCCUCUACCCCCAGACCACCUGCUUCUACAGAGCCCUCAUCCACACACCCCCACACCGGCCCCAGGACGACUACUCAGUGCUGUUUGAGGACACGUCGUACGCAGACGGCUACUCCCCGCCCCUCAACGUGGCUCAGAGAUACGUGGUGGCCUGCAAAGAGAACAAAAAGAAGUAAAUAAGAGACUGAUGAAAGUCAAGAGAAUACAAGGGGACUGUGACUGAAGAUACUGUAUUUUGUCAGACUUGACAAAUACACUGUGUAGACAAGUGUUCCUAGACAAGUGUUUCCACCCACCCCCCUUCCCAGAAUAACACUGGAUUCCAUACCCUAGUCACACGUAUGGACACACUGAGGUCGGGUUUGGGAAGCUAUCUGUGAGGCUCAGUCAAUCUAGGGAGUUGUAUUGAUAUCCAACAGUGUGUUAUUAUGGCUCAUCUGUUUGAUAAUUGUGAGACGUGCAAGAUGUUCUGUGCUCUGUUCUGUCUGUAUUGGCCUGGUGGUGACAUGACUAUGCUUCUUGUGGAACGGGCUAUGAUGCAUGUGUGUUAUAUAUUUUUUAACAUGUUAACAAAAACAAAUGUUUUUCAUUGAUAUGUCGACUAUGGACACUGACUGAGUAAGAAUAAACCGUUUUAUUUAUAUAUAUAUAUAUAUAUAUAUAUAUAUAUAAUUUGGCCUCUAUUUGGGUACACAUGAAAAGUGGUUUUAACAUUUAGUUGAAAUUGUGAGUGGCUGGGAAUCUUACACAAAUCUUGUACAACCUUAUUGUUAGAAUAUAGAGUAGACUGUUCAAUCUCUUUAAAGAAAUCAAUACUUUUUCAUAAAUUAUUGAAGAUGACAUAUAGUAGUGUUUUUCCUUUGCCCCUGAAAGCAAACACAUACGUUGGAGUAAUAAUAUGCAGUGGUGUAAAGUACUUAAGUAUAAAUACCUUAAAGCAGGGUCGCAACUUUGGUUUUAGAAGUGGGGGUGACAUUUUUUUAAAGUACUACUUAAGUAGUUUUUGGGGGUAUCUGUA